GUCCUGUGACCACGCCCUCGGCGAGGUCGUUUCUGCCUAGCGACCUCGUCUCCCCGGGAGCCGUUCAGGCUGCUUCCCUCCCCAAGCGCCCUGUCUCUCCCGGGGCCGCGGAAGGAACUACAUCUCCCGGCAGGCAGCGUCGGCCCUCCUUCCUCCCUGUCCCGGUUCCAGGCCCUGGCAACCGCGUGACGUGGAGGGUACCCGGAGCUGCGGUCACCGCUUCAGUUCUAGCGGAUCCAGCCGCCUAGGCGGGAGCAGGGGCCCAGCAGCCGCUGCCCCCGCGCCGCUGCUGUCCGCUGAGCUCCGGGGCGUGGAAUCUACCCGGCGGCCCCCACCCUUAGCCCGGCGCGCAGGCCGGAAGGCGCCAGCCAGCCGCAGCCACAGGGUCCAGGCAGGGUGGCGCGCAUGGCCUCCGCGGGCGCGCGGCGGCUCCCGGCUAGGACGCGCGCGGCCGCCCGGGGCUGCUGCGGCGUCGCGCUCCGCCCGGGCGCGCUCCAGGCCCCGCCCCCCGGCCCUCCGCGACCAAUGAGAUUUCUGAUUUCCUGCAGCCUCUUCUUGCCCCGGACUGCCCAGGUCUUGGCAGCUGAGGCUGGCCUACCUCCUUGUCGUUCCUUCAUGGGCUUUGCAGCCCCUUUCACCAACAAGCGAAAGGCUUACUCAGAGCGGAGGAUUAUGGGGUACUCAAUGCAGGAGAUGUAUGAGGUGGUGUCCAAUGUCCAGGAGUACCGAGAGUUUGUGCCCUGGUGUAAGAAGUCUCUGGUGGUGUCCAGCCGUAAGGGUCACCUGAAAGCCCAGUUGGAGGUUGGCUUCCCACCUGUCUUGGAACGUUAUACCUCUGCAGUUUCUAUGGUCAAGCCUCACAUGGUUAAGGCUGUUUGCACUGAUGGCAAGCUCUUCAACCACUUAGAGACUAUUUGGCGAUUCAGCCCUGGUAUCCCUGCCUACCCCCGAACCUGCACAGUGGACUUUUCGAUUUCCUUUGAAUUUCGUUCUCUGCUGCACUCCCAGCUGGCCACCAUGUUUUUUGAUGAGGUUGUCAAAAAGAAUGUUGCUGCCUUCGAGCGCCGGGCGGCCACCAAGUUUGGUCCAGAAACAGUCAUCCCCCGUGAACUGAUGUUCCAUGAGGUGCACCAGACCUGAGGCAAAGGACUGCUCCCUCAGCCUCUUCUACUUCCCCUUCCUUUGUGAUUCUUAUUUAUUUUGUUUGGCUCUAACUUUGAGAGGGACCCAUGUUCAUAGUACUGUUUCUCCUCUCAAUUUUAUAAAAAACUGGGCUCUAUGCUGGCUGAAAAUGUUGUGGAAAAGGCAGGGGAUGUGGAAAUGAUAUGAAUAGGAAAAGGUCAGGCUUUUCUUUGAAGUUCCAUAUGCCCUCUGCCUUUUCACAUUGAAUUAGAACCAGGACUUUGGUCACUGAGCCCUGUAAGGGCACUUUAAAUAUCUGACCAGGGGAAGAAAGUUAACUUCCUAAAAACUUAAGUAAACAGAGCUUUUUCUCUGAUUCAGAGGUUCUGGGUGGUAACUUUUGUUUUACCUUAGAGUCCUCACGAGACAAGGCAGCCUGCUUCAGUUUGAAUAUUUCCAUGCUGUCUAGUAGCGUGAACAGCUCUCACCAUCAGUGCCACAUAGUGGAAAAAUAAAUACUGAACAGACUUGUCUGAACUAAUGGGUUGCACCUUAUUCUUCCAAAUGACUUGAGUUUUUAUAAAAUCUCAAUAAACUGUGACAGUGUGA
This is a messenger RNA of Perognathus longimembris pacificus (Pacific pocket mouse), 1731 nucleotides long. RefSeq names its product coenzyme Q10A (gene Coq10a). Gene Ontology annotation, molecular function: ubiquinone binding. The record is from RefSeq and is a predicted model, not a curated record. The transcript has 5 exons. Gene Ontology annotation, cellular component: mitochondrion. Gene Ontology annotation, biological process: ubiquinone biosynthetic process; cellular respiration. Lineage: Eukaryota; Metazoa; Chordata; Mammalia; Rodentia; Heteromyidae. Bases 406 to 1140 code for a protein of 244 amino acids.